AUGGAGUUGUUUUCUGUCGAAGGCUUACCAGACGGCUUAUCGCUGCCGGUAACAGCUCGUGAUAAUGAAAAUUUGUUACGAGACGGUUAUUUGGAAGAAGUAGAAGAUGUUUCAAACUAUUUACAGUUUAAUUUAACAGUGCCGUGUAAUAUAACAGCUUCUGGAAACUGUUCAUUUCGUGAUGUCUGUCACGGUGCCUGCAAUGACAAUCAGGUGAUACCAAUAUUUCGAUUCAUUUACCGCAAUGUUUCCCAGCGACUUCACCCAAAUUUUCGUUUGACAUAUCCAACGAUGCACAUUUACAACGACGAUUAUUACACCGGGGAAAAUUUUGCGGGAGUAUCUGUUAAUAAGAAAACUAACAGGAUUAGUGAUAUCCGGGUUAUUGUUUUGUAUUUUCGUACCGACCGGCAAAAUCCAGUGGUUAGCGAGGUUAUUGAUAGAUGGGAAAACAAACUGUUACACUAUGUUACGGCAUUCAGAAGUCCACUUAUAAACAUCAGCUGCAGCAGCGAUGGAAUGUUCUCCUACGAGGUACGAAGAAACGGAUUGACCUGUAUACCAUAUUUUUCACUUUCGGUAUUAACUGUAUUCUUUUUCGUCUACGUAACAACUCAACAACGAAAUGAUGACACACUAAAAACUAAAGAUUACGUGUACAUCUCAUUGUUUGCAACAUUAAGUCCGCUAUUAGCAAUUGCAACAACAUUUAACUUAUUGAUAGCUCUCGACGUACCGUUUAAUUCCAUAACUUUGGUGGUACCAUUUCUGAUUAUUGGUGUUGGAUGUGAUGAUUCAUUUAUUGUUGUUCAUGCCUGGAGACGAUCAAAAGAUUGUAGUACGUUGCAGACACGAAUAGCAAAGACUAUGGAAGAAGCAGGACCGUCAAUAACUGUUACCUCAUUAACAAAUGUGCUUAGUUUUACAAUUGGAGCAUUGACCGGAACUAUGGCAAUUCAAAUCUUUUGUUUGUAUGCUGCAGUUGGAGUACUUUUUGACUUUUUUUACCAGCUAACAUUUUUUGCUGCUGCUACAGUAUUUGAAGGAAAACGUUUAUUAUCAGUAGCUCCGGCAGAUUUACCAGUUCCAGACAAAAAAAUUCCGAUUAAUGAAGAUAAUCGGUUGGCUUUACUGGGAAUCAUGAUUUUGUACUGGAGCGCAUCUAUUUAUGGUUGCCUUAAAAUGGAGAUCAAAAUGGAUAGCACUAACCUAAUCCUGAAAGACUCACCGUUAAACAAUGUUGCUUGGAUCUACGAAAGAUAUCUAUGGAGGCAAGGGUCCUUGGUAAUUGUCUUUGUCAACAGUCCUCCAGACCUAUCUGUUGUCGAUAAUCAGCUGAGUAUGUUGAAUAUGGUAGAUCGUUUCGAAACAUUAGAACAUUCAAUGGGAAAAAAUUCGACGUCGCUUUGGCUGCGAUCAUUUUUAAAUCAAGCACAGCUACAAAAUACUGGAAAAGAUCAUGGUUUUUAUCAGUUGCUAGGAAAUUGGCUUAAGGACGAAGAAAACGGAGGUAAUCGGUGGAACGAAAUGGUUCGCUUGAAGUACGAGAAUGGUUCUGUUACCGGAGUGGAAAAGUUCAUGUUCGCAACUGCAUCACUGAUGGGAGAACGUGCUUCUUGGACACUGCGUAGUCAGCUACAACGAAACUGGCGAACCUUAGCCAAAGAAUUUAGCAUUUUCAAUGUUACAGUCUUCCAACCGUAUAGUUUUUAUGUGGAUCAACUUGACUCAAUAAAAUCAACAACAAUAGGAACAGUUGUCGUUGCAAUGCUUACUAUGGCAAUUGCAUGUCUAAUGUUGAUUCCAUCUGCAACGUCUAUUUUUUCAAGUACUCUGGCAAUGAUUUCUAUAAAUGUUGGAGUGUUUGGUGGGCUAUCCUUAUGGAGCGUCAAUUUGGAUCCAUUAACUAUGUGUACUACUUUAAUGGCUAUUGGUUUUUCCGUUGAUUUUACGGCACAUAUCAGUUAUCAUUACUAUCGUGCAUCAUCUUCUUGGAAACCUUCAGUACGUCUUGCAGAUGCGCUACGUUCCAUAGGAUGGCCAAUGAUACAAGCAGGCUCGUCGACUAUCCUUUGCAUAUCGCCACUUCUUAUAGUAAACUCAUAUUUAGUUCAAGUUUUUGUUAAAACGAUAGUUUUAGUUAUCAGUUUAGGUUUAGUGCAUGGAAUAGUAUUUUUACCAGCAUUUUUGCUAACUGUAGGAAAUCUGACGUUGAACAAAAAGAAGGUACAACUUUGAUA
Messenger RNA from Enterobius vermicularis (human pinworm), 2240 nucleotides. Lineage: Eukaryota; Metazoa; Nematoda; Chromadorea; Rhabditida; Oxyuridae. The record is from the annotation of a GenBank genome assembly.